This is a messenger RNA of Pangasianodon hypophthalmus (striped catfish), 1233 nucleotides long. RefSeq lists its product as uncharacterized. The record is from RefSeq and is a predicted model, not a curated record. Bases 1 to 1233 code for a protein of 410 amino acids. Lineage: Eukaryota; Metazoa; Chordata; Actinopteri; Siluriformes; Pangasiidae. The transcript has 2 exons.
AUGGUUAGAACACCAGAAUCAGACCUCCUAUACCCCAGCCCCAGAAUCACACCUCCUAUACCCCAGCCCCAGAAUCACACCUCCUAUACCCCAGCCCCAGAAUCACAUCUCCUAUACCCCAGCCCCAGAAUCACACCUCCUAUACCCCAGCCCCAGAAUCACACCUCCUAUACCCCAGCACCAGAAUCAGACCUCCUAUACCCCAGCACCAGAAUCACACCUCCUAUACCCCAGCACCAGAAUCAGACCUCCUAUACCCCAGCCCCAGAAUCACACCUCCUAUACCCCAGCCCCAGAAUCACACCUCCUAUACCCCAGCACCAGAAUCACACCUCCUUAUUCCAGCCCCAGAAUCACAUCUCCUAUACCCCAGCCCCAGAAUCACACCUCCUAUACCCCAGCCCCAGAAUCACACCUCCUAUACCCCAGCACCAGAAUCAGACCUCCUAUACCCCAGCACCAGAAUCACACCUCCUAUACCCCAGCACCAGAAUCAGACCUCCUAUACCCCAGCCCCAGACUCACACCUCCUAUACCCCAGCCCCAGAAUCACACCUCCUAUACCCCAGCACCAGAAUCACACCUCCUAUACCCCAGCACCAGAAUCACACCUCCUUAUUCCAGCCCCAGAAUCACAUCUCCUAUACCCCAGCCCCAGAAUCACACCUCCUAUACCCCAGCCCCAGAAUCACACCUCCUAUACCCCAGCACCAGAAUCAGACCUCCUAUACCCCAGCACCAGAAUCACACCUCCUAUACCCCAGCACCAGAAUCAGACCUCCUAUACCCCAGCCCCAGACUCACACCUCCUAUACCCCAGCACCAGAAUCACACCUCCUAUACCCCAGCACCAGAAUCACACCUCCUAUACCCCAGCCCCAGAAUCACACCUCCUAUACCCCAGCCCCAGAAUCACACCUCCUAUACCCCAGCCCCAGAAUCACACCUCCUUACUCCAGCACCAGAAUCACAGCUCCAAUACUCCAGCCCAAGAAUCACACCUCCUUACUCCAGCACCAGAAUCACAUCUAUACUCCAGCCCCAGAAUCAUAUCUCCUAUACUCCAGCCCCAGAAUCACAUCUCCUUACUCCAGCCCCAGAAUCACACCUCCUUACUCCAGCCCCAGAAUCACACCUCCUAUACCGCAGCCCCAGAAUCACACCUCCUAUACCCACACCGCCUAUAUUAUUUCAUGCCACUUUACAAAUGAAUCAUAUAAAAAUGCUAUGUAA